AUGCAUGCAGGAUGUUACGUGGGAAGCACUUGUAUAAAUAACUUAAGCUAUGCUGAUGACAUGGUGCUGCUUAGCCUGUCGGUCAGUGCGUUGAUGCAGAUGCUUGAGACUUGUGAGGAGUAUGCCAUGGCACAUGGAUUAGAAUACAACCCGAAGAAAAGCGAGGUCAUGGUGUUUAAGGCAGGUAAAAUUAAACCGUAUUAUGUUCCUCCUAUUAUGUUGAAUAGAGUUCCGUUGAUGGUCACAGAUAAAGUAAAGUAUCUUGGUCAUAUUUUAACAAGUGAUCUAAACGAUGAUCUGGAUUUUGAAGGGAGCGCAGGGCGUUGGCGCUUGUGGGUUAGGUAUACAAGACGAGCCUUUAACGCCCUGCGCGUGCUAUAUAAUAAUGCAUUUAGAAUGCUGAUGGGACUGCCAACGUGGUGUAGUGCAUCGGGUAUGUUGGCGGUGGCUCACGCGGACAGCUUCCAGGCCAUCAUGUGCAAAAAGAUUGUCUCGCUGAUGAGUCGCGUGAGGCUCAGUACUAACAGCAUUCUAAACGCUAUAGCGGGAAG
Messenger RNA from Hyposmocoma kahamanoa, 551 nucleotides. RefSeq lists its product as uncharacterized. The record is from RefSeq and is a predicted model, not a curated record. The transcript has 2 exons. NCBI's taxonomy places the organism in Eukaryota, Metazoa, Arthropoda, Insecta, Lepidoptera, Cosmopterigidae. The annotation marks the transcript as partial.